GUAAUUCUACAGGAACUCUUCACCAUUUUCGCGACGGUUUCUCUCGAGCGAGUCUGCCUUGAAGACGACCUCCAAGCAUGCCGUUCAAUUACUGAGACAUUAUAGAGCUUUCAUCGCAGCCGAUAACGCUGGGAUGUCACGGCUAUCAGCGAGCGGAGCCGGGCUCCCCCCAAUGGGGUAGGCCGGCCCCAAAAAUGGAAGGCUGGGCUAAUAUGAACAGGGCCAGUGGGCAUGGCUUGUGGAGACAAGGCUGGGCGAGACGAGGCUUCGCAGUAUUGGUCGUUUUCGUGCUGCUUGGGCCCGGCGCCAGAGCAGCAUGGCAGCCCAGGACAGACUUUGAGAUACCGUCAGAGGCGCGGUACUCGUGCCCCAGCAGAGACGUCGCUCUUGCCAUCCUAAGCGCGACCCCCGGUGGUCACACAGCCUGCAUCGGCAGCGUCCCCAGCGCUGGAUUUCGGCCGCCGACGAUUCAACUGGAUGGAGCAUCGCUGCGGGGCGAAGUAUCGUCAGGCACACGCCUCCGCCUGACGGGCAUUGACCUGGACCUUAUGUACGCGCCACGGCCGCCGCCGCCGUGGCCGCCGCCACCCAGCCCGCCGCCGCGGCAGCUGCCGCCGCGGCCGCCGCCGCGGCCCUCGCCGCCGGUGCGCCUCAACACCAGCGGCGGCGCCAUCGGCGGCGUCAUCCUAACGCCCACCGGCAGCCCCUACGGCACGUACGCGCCGCCCGGUGGCUACUACGGCGGCCCCGUCCCGCCCGUCCCCCACAACGCCUCUGGCGACGGCGACGGUGGCUCGGGCGGCGGCAGUGGCCAGUACGGCGCCAGCGGCGAGGGCGCGGGCGGCAGCGGGGGGGGAGGCUCGGGGGCUGACCCCGACCACAACGAGGAAAACGAGCAGCCGGAGGGCGGUGGCGCCUGGGACAACGAGCCGCCGUCGGACAUGCCGCCGGCGGUGUACGGGGGUGAGCCGCCGCCGCCGCCGCCGGACCUUGCAUCGCUAGCGGGCGCCGGCCGCCGCCGCCGCCGCCGUGUCGCGCAGGAGACCGGCAACGGCAGCGCCGCCAGCCCCAGUAGCAGCGACAGCAGCAGCAGCGGCGCCGCCGGAGGCGGGGCUGAGGUGGACGCCGAGGCGGACCUGGCGUCGGCGCUGCUGCCGCUGCUGCCCAACCUCCGGCUGGGCGCGGGCGCCUCGCUGCACCUGUCCUUCAGCGCCGUGGCCGUGCGCUGCUCGCUGCUGCAGACGCUGUGGGCUCGGCAGCAGGCCUACGGCUGGGGCAGUAGCAGUAGCAGUAGCAGUAGCAGCAGUGGCAGUAGCAGCAGCGGUGCUGUUGUUGGGUUAAACGUGACGGACGACGACAACCUGAUCCGCUUCGCCUUCCCGCGCGCCUACGUGCGCACGUGGCGCCGCGGGCGGCUGACGGCGGAGGAGCUGACGCUGACCUGCGAGCGCUCCGACGACUUCAGCGCCGCCGCCUGCGCCGCCGAUCGCGCCGCCACCGACCGCACCGUGGUGUGGGAUGCGGCCGACGGCACCGCCCUGUUGGCGGCCCUAGCUGCCAUCAGCACUGGUGCCACUCCUACUGCUACAGCUGCCACAGCUGCUACAGCCGGCGCCGUGUCCUCCCAGGCGCCCGACUGCCGCAGCCACGCCGCGCACGUGAUCCGGCUGGCGGCGGGCGGCGUGGUGGCACUGCCGGCGGCGGCCUGGCCGCAGCAGGGGGUUGUGUUGCACGUCAACGUCACCAUCCAGGGCCGCCAGCAGCUUGGCGCUGCCGGCGGCAGUAGCAGCACCAGCAGCAGCACCACCACCACCACCAGCAGCAGCGGCAGUAGCAACAGCAGCAGCAGCAGCAAUGCGACAGCCGUCGGCACGGUGUUGGACCUACGCGGCCUGGAGGCGGUGGCGGCGGUGCGGUGCGGCGCGCGGGUGACGUUGGCGGGGCUGGGGCUGGUGGGGCUGGCACGGCACCCGGCGGCGUACCUGGCGGCGAGCGUGGGCGUGGUGAUGGCAGACAGGGGCGCCAACUGGACCACGAAUGCGGCGGCCGCCUCCGCGCCGCUGCUGCUGUCGGGCGUGACGCUACUGCUGCCCACCCCCGAGCUGCAAGCCCUGGCGUACUGGGGUGCGCUGGCAGCCAACCCCACCGUGGGCAGCAACGGCGGCGCGGGCUCGGGCACGGGCGGCGGCAGCGGCGGCGGCGCGGCGGCGGCGGCGGCGCUGCUGGGCUGGCGGCGGUCCCUGCUGCAGCGCAUCCAGGGCGCCGAGUUCGCUGCGGACCGGCUGCGCCUGCGCUCCGGCGGCCUGAUGGGCACCGCCCUGGCCGACGUGACGCUGACAGACGACCCCGCCGUGGCCUACGACGGCGUGCCGCUGCUGCUGACGUCAGCGGCGGCGGCUGAGGCGGCGGCGGCGGCGGCGGCGGCGGCGGGCGCCAACAGCAACACGACCGGCGCCAAUAGCAGCGCGAUCGGCAGCGGGAGCAGCGCCAGCGGUGUGAGCAGCAGCGGGAGCCUGCUGCAGCUGGCGCUGCAGGCCGCCGCGGACAGCGGUGCCGGCGCCGGCGCGGCGGGCGCGUGGGCUGCGGCGGCGGCGGAGCUGCUGGCGGCGCCGCCGCCGGCGUGGCUUGUGGCCGCAGGCGACACCGCCGCACUGCUGGACCCUGCACUCACGUCGCCCACGCUGCUGCUGGCGGCGGGCAGUGCCGGACAACUGCAAGAGGCGGUGGCGGUGGCGGCGGACCUUGGGCAGCUCAAGCGCAGCGCCGCAGCUGCCGGCAUUCCCACCGGCACGGUGGCGAACGGCCGCGUGCUGCUGCAGCUGCUCGCGCCCGUCGCCCUCAACCGCACCCAGUGGCCCGCCGACGGGCUGGCGCUUGCGCUGCCCACCACCCUAGCCAGCCACCCGCCCGGCUCCGUACACAGUCUAGACAUGGGCUUGGGCCUGGGCUACCUGGCGGCGCCGGCGGCGGCGUCCGGCGGCAGCGGCGGAACGGCGGCGGCGGCUGCGGCGCAGCUGACGCUGCGCUCGGUGCAGGUGCUUCGCAGCGGCUGGCUGCGGAACGUCACGGGGCAGCUGGGCGGCGGCAGCGCCUGGCCGGUGCCGCCACCGCCGCCGCCCUCGCCACCGCCGCCGCCGCCGCUGCCGCCGCUGGCCAGCGGCGGCGGCGAGCCGGCGACGAUUCUGGGAAAGGGCAGCGGCGGCGCCGCCAACGUAUUCAGCCUAGAGGCCACGCAGUCGCAGCCGCCGUCGCCGCGGCCGCCUAGGCCAACGCCGACCCCGGCGCCGCCGCCGGCGCCGCCGGCGACGACGACCUUACUGGCGGAGUCACUGCAGCUUCGGCUGUGGUCACUCGUGCCCGGCUCCUCCACUUCCUCCUUCUCCUCCUCCUCCUCUUCCAGCUCCACUUCUACCGGGGCUCCGCUGGUGCUGGACGGCGCGGUGGUGACGCUGUCGCGGGAGGAGGUGCUGCUGCUGCUCGCCUGCGCAGUUCGCGGCGGCGCGGCGCUGCCGCACACCAGCGCCCCCGGCACCAGCGGCGCCGCUCUCAGCGCCGCCAGCGUCGAUGACCUCAGCAGCCCUGCCGCGGGCGGCAGCGGCGGCGGCAGCGGGACCGACGCAGGCGCGCUUGCGAUCCUGUCGCCGGCGGCGCGGCGGCGGAGCGCGCUUGCGCAGGUGGUUGUGUUUGCCCCUGGCGACGUCGGGCACGGUGGCAUGGGCACGGACGCGGGCGUGGACGGCCCGCACGCGGUUAAUCCGGACGAGGCAGCGGCCGUCGCGGCGCUGGUGGAGGAGGCGGCCAGGCCGCAGGCGCAGGUGCCGCGGUGGCGGCGGCGGCUGCGCCGCUCAACCUCGUCGAGGCAGCUCGCGCAGGCGUCGGCUGCGCCGCCGCCGCCGCCGCCGCCAGCGCCGGCAAGCGCGGAGUCCGUGCUGGCGGCGUGGCAGGCGGCGACGGCGGAGGCGGCGACGCUGCUGACGGACGCGGCGUGUGCGGGCCUGGAGGACCUGGGCCUCAAGCCGCCGGCCUGGCCGGAGCCGUGGACCUGGGCCUCUGCGGGCGGCGGUGAGGUUGAGCUGGCUGUAGCAACCGACGCCGCAGUGGCGGUGCUGGGCGGCAGUAGCAGCGGCGGCGGCAGUAGCAGCAACAGCCCGACGCCGCAGCUGCUGCUACGGAAUGUGACGCUGCGCAGUAGCGCCGGGAUCAUCCGAUUCGACAUGCAGAAGCUGCUGUUCCUUGUCGCGCCAGCCUCUCCCACGAUUGAGCCUGCGGCACCCGUGCCCUCCCUGCCGCCCCCGAGCGCCGACGGCAGCGGCGGCGGCGGCAGCCUUAGCGGCGGCGCCAUUGCCGGCGUCGUUGUGGGCGCGGUGGUGGGCGCGGCACUGCUGGCGGUGGUGGCGUUCCUGUUCGUCAGCCGCCGCCGCCGGCACAGCGGCUACGCUGCCGGGCUGGACAAAGCCAACAUGUCGCAAGACGACUCAGCCCUGGUCCGCGGCAUGAGCCCUCGCAACCAGGCGGCGCUGGGGUCCAUCCUCGCCGCCGCCUCUGCCGCCGCCAACCGCUCCGUCGGCGGCGGCAGCGCCGCCUCCGCCGCCCUGGAGGCGGCGCCGCCACGUGACAGUGACGACCUGGAGCAGGGCGGCGGCGGCGGCAGCCGCCGCGGCGGCCGCGCCGCCGCCGUCAGCGCUGACGGCAGUAGCGGCUCACCCGACCAGCAGGCGGCGGGCGGCCGCCGGCCGGCGGCGGGGCGCGGGCGGCUCUCCACCGGCAGCGUCGCGGCGGCUGGCGGCGGCGCAGCAGGCGGCGGCGGUGGCGGCGGCGGCUCGCUGCAGCGGCGGCUGACGCUGGGCGUGACGCCGGAGGAGGCCGCGGCUGGCGGUCUCGCCGCGCCCGCGCGCGCCGCCAGCGCCGCCGGCGCCCACAUGCGGCCGCUGCCGCUCGCCGUGGGCACCGCCGCCGGCAGCGCCAUGGCGAGCCCAGCUGGCGGCGGCGCCGGCUCCGGCACGGCGCCGCGCGGCAGCUUGUCCUGGCUCAACCGGGUUAUGGACCGACUGCGAGCCGGAGAGCCGCUAGACUCGGGCAGCCUGGUUCCCGGCGGCGGCGCCGCCGCAGCGGCGGCGGCUGGCGGCGCAGCCGGCGGCGGCGGCGCGCGCAGCCGCAGCAGCCACGGCACGCUGCUGAGCGCGCUGGGCGGCGCGGGCGGCGGCGGCGACGGCUCCCCGGAGGGCCGCGUCGCCUCCUCGCAGGCCGACGCCGCCACCAGCGCCACCAUACUGACCACCACUGCCUCCGGCGGCGGCGGCGGCGGCGAGCGCAUCAGCCCCGCCGCUAGCAAGGCUUCCAGCGGCCUGCGUGAGCGCGACACGGCUUUCACCGCACACGGCGGCGGCGUGACCGCCGCUGACGCCGCCGCCACCGCCACCACCGAAAGCUCCCUCACCGACAAGCUCGAGGGCCGCGCUACCGGCAGCGGAGACGGCACCACCGCCGCGCUGACUGGCAGCGGCGGCAGCAGCAACAACAACACCCACAACACCCACAACACCCUCAGGGGCUCGAGGGCGCUGGUCAACGCGGCGGCGUUGACUGCCAAUGCCUCCAACGCGGCAGCGGCAGCAGCUGGCGCGGGCGGCGGCGGCGGCGCGGGUACGCACUCGGCCUUCAACGCGCUGAGCAACACGGUGGCGUCGCGCGUGGCGGUUAAGAAGGUCGUGCACCGCACGCAGUCGGCGGUCCUGGACGAGCUGCACAGCCUGUCUGUGGACCUGUCCAACGAGAUUGACGACCACCAGCUGCUGGUGCUGGACGUGGUGGCCUCGGGCGGCUACGGCACUGUGUAUCGCGGCAGCUGGCAGGGCCUGAGUGUGGCGGUGAAGACCAUUCUGUUCCAGGAGGCCAGCUACAGUCGCAAGGUGGCGCUACAAGAGGCGGCGCUCAGCAAGUCCAUAUCACACCCCAACAUUGUGGCCACCUACGCUGUGGACGCGCGCCCCAUCGGCGUGGUGCCGCACCGCCGCCCAACCAACCACAACCACAAUGGCGGCGGCGACGGCGGCGUGACGGCGGCCUCGGCGGCCAGCACCGCCAGCAGCGGCGGCGAGCGCUCCAUGGCUGACAUCCGGGACUGGCGGCUCUACAUCAUCCAGGAGUUCUGCGACGGCGGAACACUGCUGCGCGCCCUCAAGGGCCGCUUCUUCUGCACCACCACCAACACCGGCACCUCCGGCACCGCCACCGGCGCCGGCUUCGCGGGCAGCGACACCUCCGCGCCGUCGCAGCAGCCGUCGGCGGCACACUCGCACGUGGCGGUGGCUUGCUCCGCGGGCAUGGACGGUGCCGUCGGCGACGCUUCCUCGGCGGGCGGCGGCGGCCGCGAGUCGGGCGGCGGCGGCGGCGGCGGCGGCGGUCCCAACAUGCUGAUGGUGCUGGAGCUGUCGCUGGGCAUCGCCGCCGCAAUCCGACACCUGCACUCCAAGCAGGUCGUGCACGGAGACCUCAACCCGCGCAACGUGCUGCUCAAGCGGGACAGCGCAGCGCUGGCAGGAUACGUGCCCAAGGUGGCGGACUUCGGCAUGUCCGUCAAGCUCAGCGCCGCGCAGAGCCACGUGUCCAAUGUGUGGCAGGGCACGCAGUUCUACGCCGCGCCCGAGCAGAUCGAGCACGGCAUCCUGACCAAGUUCUCGGACGCCUACGCCUUCGGCGUCAUGCUGUGGGAGCUGGCCUGGAGCCAGCCCGUGUGGCUGGCGGUGCAGCCGCCGCCGCAGCCACCAGGCGGCGCCCGACACCACCGCGCGCAGCCGCCCGCGCCCUCCUACGUGGCGCACCCCAACUUCCCCAAGCUGCCGCCCUCGGUCCCUCCCGAGUAUGCGGCGCUGGUGGGCGCCUGCCUGCGGCCCAUGCACACGCAGCGCCCCGCCUUCACAGCCAUCCACCGCGCUCUGCGGGCGCUGCAGCACCAGCUGCGCGCCGCCAUGGCCGCACGCUACUGCCCCGAGCUCGAGCCCCUCGACUCCCCCGCCACCUCCGUCAUCUCCACCCUCACCACGCCCGCCUCCACCGCAUCCGGAGCGGGCGGCGGCGCCGGCGGCGUGGGCGGCGGCAAUGGCGGCCGGUCACACACUUCGUACGGGAUCGGGCCCGCCGCCGCCGCCGCGGCGACCGCCAUGGCGGCGGCCGCGGCGGCGGCGGGCGGCAGCGUGGGAGGCGGCGGCGCGUUGUCGCCUGCGGGUGGGGUGGCGGCGACGUUGGCGGAGCGUCGCCGCGCGAACAGCAUGGCGGCGCAACGGCAUGUGGUGGGCGGCGUUGGCGCCGCCGCUACCGCCGCCGGCGUGGCUGCCAGCGUCCCGCCCACGCCGCCCACGCCACAGCAGCCACAGCAGCAGUCGCAGGUGGAGCCGAUGCAGCUGCAGCGGGGCAGCGGCAGUGGCAGUGGCACGUCGGCACUGGCGGGUUUAGGAAACGGCGGUGGCCCAGCGGCAGCGGCGGCAGCGGCUAGUGCGAACGGCCCGGGUGCCGCAACCGCCGCUGGGCAGGUGGUUGUGCUCGGCGCCGCUGCUGGGACGGCGGCGGCGGCGGCGCCGCCGCCGCCGCCGCCCGUGUUGGCGGUUGGCGGCGGCGCGGCGGCGCCGAGCCCCGUGCCCAGCCCCAAUUCUCCGCUGGGUAUGGCGCAGAUGGUUUUGGCUCGGCACCACGCACACAUGCAGGAGCUGCAUGCGGCCUUGGGCGGCCGCGGCGCCACCGGCGGCCGCCUGGGUGCCAUGCGCCGCGUCAGCAGUGCGCGCGCCUGGGCCGGCGGCGUCAACCACCUGGCGGUUGGUGGCGGCAGCGCCGCCGCCAGCUCCACCGCCGCCAGCUCGACCGCGGGCAGCGACGCGCACGCGGCGCUGGCGGCGGCCGCCGGCAUGCCCGUUGCUCGCUUCGACGCCUCCAGCGCUGGCAGCAGCAGCAUGGCUGGGUCGGCGUCCGGCGCCACGGCCAGCGCCGGCGGCGUGCCCGCCGCCGCCGCGUCCUUCCUGGCGGCGCAGCAGCGGCUGCUGUUUCGCAAGAGCCUGUCCAGCAACAGCAACCACACGCAGUCGUCCGUGGGCGCUGGUGCCGGCGCCGGCAAUAUGACGGUCGGCGGCUCCAACGCGCCGUACAUUGCGUACCCGCCACACCUCGGCGGCGGCGGCGGCGGCGGUACGGCAGGCGUAACCGUAACCACCGGUGCGGGCGGCGGUACGGACGGCAUGGAGUCGCCGUUCACGCCCGCCAGCAACGCCUCAUCCGCAAACGUGCCGUACCACCUUGCCAACUACCACAACCACUACUACGGCGGCAUGCCGUUGCACCCGGCAACCGCCGCCGCGCUGGGACUGCCGCCGCUGCCUGGCGGCGGCGGCUCCGCCGGCGGCUCGGGCCACCCCCUGCUGUUGGGCAGCAACGCCACCGGGGCCUUCACCGGCGGCGGCAACCUGAUGCUCAGCAGCCUCACCACCGCCGGCGGCGGAACAGGCACCGGCCCCGCCACGGAGCGCGACUCCAACAUGUCCGAGCGCCUGUCCGCCGAGCGCGCCUCGGGGGGCAGCCGCGGCUCAGCUGGCAGCAGCAGCAUUCCGCUGCACACCUACCUGUACAGCCCCAUCGGGCCGGCCGCCGGCGGCAACGGCUUCAGCGGCAUGCCCGGCGUAGGCGUCGUGGUCGGCGGCACCGGCGGCGCCGCCGGGCCGGCGCCGCCGGGCGCCGCCACGCUCAGCCCCGGCAGCAGCGCCGCCGGCAGCGCCGCCUGCCUACCGCCGGCCGGGCUGAGCGUGGGCGGCCUGCUUGGCCUCCCCCGGUUGGAGGAGGGGGAUGAGGCUGAGUCGCACUCGCAGACGCUGGGCGUCAGCUCGCCACCCUCGGCGACGGCGGAGGCUGCCGCCGCCGCCGCCGCCGCCGCCGCGUCGGUUACGAUGCUCGGCCGCAGCGGCCCUGUGCCGCCGCCGGCGCCGGGAGGCGGCGUGGCGGCGGUCGUGGCAACCGACUGGACCGGCAACGGCAUGGCGCGCAGCGGCAGCAACCGCCGCCUUAGCCGCAUGGCGCCGCCGUCCGUUGCCGCUGCUGCGGCCCCGGCCACGCCCAUGGCUACUGUUGUGGCGACGUCGGCGGCGGCCGCAACUGCAGCCUUUGGCGGAGCCGGAGGCGGCCGUGGCGGCGGCGGCGGCGCCGCCGCCGCCAGCCGCCUUCCGGUGGACUCCGACGUCGCCAACCGUCAGGACGUGCCUCCCGGCAUUCCGCCGACGCUGAUGCGGUGCGCCACUGGCGGCGGUAGCGACACCGGCGGCGGCACCGGCUCGGCGUCGCUGUCGAUGGGCGCGACGGCGGGCGACGCCAGCACUAGCGGCGUCAGCGGCGGCGGCAGUGGCGUGCGCGGCCGGCUGCAGGUGCAGGACUCGGCGGAGGGCGUGGCUCGACUUGACACGGCCUGCGCUCAGUACCUGGGCGGCCCACUGGCGGAGUCCGCCGGCGCCGACGUCGCCAGCACCUGCGUGGACCUUGCCUGCAAGGCCCUGGCCCCGUCCGGCGCCGACACCACCAUCUCCACCGCCACCUACACAUCAGCUGCCGCGACCCCCGCGGCCUGCGCCGUUACCCGGUUCGAGCGUGCACACGAGGCGGCGGCAGCCGCCGCAGCGGAGGCGUCAGCGUUGGCGUCAGCAGCCGCCGCAGCUGACCGCCGCCCAGCGCCCGGCCCUGGGCACCGAGCUUCCGCAGGCCUGAGCAUGACCGACUUCGAGGCAGCCGCCAUUGCGGCGGCGGCAGCGGCGGCGGCAGCGUCGCCGGCAGGUGCAGGUGCUGGUAUCAUCGCCGGCGAGAGCCACGCUGUCGCGCCGCCGGCAGCUCUGUCUCUGGCGGGUGGCCUCGCGCCCGGCAGCCCCGGCGUGCCCCCGCCGUCGCAGCUGCAAAGCCCGUGCGGCGGGCGGCCGUCGCGCCACGGCUCGUUCUUCGGCUCGCUCGCCUCCAGCCUCCGCUAUGCCUCCGCCAACCUGCAGGUCGGCUUCUCGCGCGCAAGCUCUCUCGUCCGCGUGGGCUCUCACACCACCACCGCCUCCCAUGCCUCCGCCGCCUCCACCAGCCACGGCGGCGCCCCGACCCCAGGCACAGGCACCGAAACGGGGACCGGCACGGCGCCCGGCACCGGCACCACCGGCACCGGCACGGGCAGCGGCGCACUGCCGCGGGCGCUGUCCCGCGGCGGCGGCGGCGGCGGCGCGCUGUCGCCCUUCGAAGCCACCGGCGCCCCGCACGGCGCAGGCGCAGGCGCAGCUGCCCCCUCGGCUGCGAUGGCGACGGAUGCCGGCGGCUCGCCAUGCCUUCCGCAGCCGCCGGCGGGCGCCCUCGAGGGCCGGCCCGAUGCUGGCGGCGGCGCCGCCGGCAGUGCCGCCGACGCUGUCGUGGAUUCGCCAUACGCUGACGCGACGGCCGCCGCCGCAGCGGCGCGCCGCCGCGACAGCGCGCCGCUCGUACGGGAGGCUUUUGGCCGCGAGCUGAACCGAGUGCUGUCAAACAGCAGGCAUGUCAGCGGCAACGGCGGCGCCAGCCCGGGAAGGACCGGCGGCGGCGGCGGCGGCGGCGGCGCCGGCAGUGGGCAGCGGCGCAAUCCGUUGCUGUCCACUCCGCGCCACGUCAGUGUGCAGGACGAGCUCCCCUCGCCUGGGGCGGCGGCGAGUGCGCCGUCUGGCGGCGCCGCCGCGGCUGCGGCUGCGGCUGCAGCAGCAGUGGCGACGGCGACGGCGACGCCGCCAAGGUAGUCCGGCGGCAGCGGCAGCGGCAGCGGGGCGCCUGUAGCAGGCUCCGCACUGUCCCUGCCUUUGCCUCACCUCGGUGGCAGCGGAAGCGAAACCGGUCAAGGCUGCAUUUAGCUUAGCAUUAGCUUUGGCUUGAUGAAUUUAUCUUUCUUCGUGUGACUUUUGAAACUGGCCAGGAACUAAACGGAGAGUAUUAUAUCGGUGGCGGCCCCACACCUUCAAAGGCGCGUGCACUUGGCAUCAGGUGAUUGACGUCUCGAUAGCUACGUUUCGUACUGCGCGCCGCGUGGCAGCGUGCGCACUGACUCGCUCCUUAUUUGUUGAGACGCACACGCACUUUUGCACGCAGACGUGCAGCGCGCAUCCCUCCCUUGAUACAUUUCGGUAGUUGGUCCUCAAGUCUGAUGAGCUGGUGAGCGCCUUGCGGCGCGAUAUUACAAUCCUGGUGACGCAUCUUCUCGAGCGUGUUCGCCAAUAAUUGAUUGCAUGUAAGAAGGCCCGCGUUGCAGCUGGCGAUUGCGUGCGUGCAUGCUGAUGGGGGUCUUGCAUUGUCGUGAGGGGUUGGUAGGCGUCCACGAGUUUAUUGCAGGUGCAUAUGGUCAUGGACUUAUUCAAUACAACAGGAGGUAUCGGACGUGCGUAAUAUGGUACAGCAAAAAACUCGCAGACUUGCACCGCUUCGUGCAUACUCCGUGACUUCACAACCGCACUGCUUCCACAUGAUUCCAAGGAUGGCUUGUUGAUGUGUUGUUCUUGUCGCAUGAGUGCUCAAGUGAGGGGGCGAGGCACGUGACAAGUUGGAUGGGCAGCGGCCUGAUGGUAUGAAGGUACGGGAUACUCGAAGUUUUGUAUGUGUGUGCGUCUUGGCAGCAGACAUGCUGGGCGGUCGGCGAGCACCGUGUUACGCGUGAAUGCAACGCACCCUCUACGCUUCUAGAUGUUGUGUCUGCGGUCAUGGUUGUGGUUGUUUUGGAAAUGCCACGCAGGCGUGGGCAGGUGGGAGGAGAGCGAGCGGAGCACGGGGUAGUGUGCUGCUGAUAGGUAGCUGGAGCAAAGGAUGGACUGAACGCAGGCAUGGCCCUUUGGCCGUAUACAUCGCGUCAAGUAAGAAGUAGGGGCCGCAUGGAGUGUGCGGGAGUGGCUGCAGACCGGCAUUCUGUCUGCAGUGCGCUUCUGCGGGCCUGUGCAGCUGUCUCGCGCGUAAACGGCUGGCUGGGGCCCAGCCGCUGGGCCUGUUGGCGUGUAAUUAAGUACUGGA
Chlamydomonas reinhardtii is the source of this 12021-nucleotide messenger RNA. RefSeq lists its product as uncharacterized. NCBI's taxonomy places the organism in Eukaryota, Viridiplantae, Chlorophyta, Chlorophyceae, Chlamydomonadales, Chlamydomonadaceae. The record is from RefSeq and is a predicted model, not a curated record. The coding region runs from base 549 to 10766 and encodes 3405 amino acids. Gene Ontology annotation, molecular function: ATP binding; protein tyrosine kinase activity. Gene Ontology annotation, biological process: protein phosphorylation. The transcript is spliced from 26 exons.